AUUUCCCAUUUUUAAGUUUCCAAUAAAUUUCCUGAUUUGCUGUACAUAUUUCCAUUUUUUAACUUUCCACAUUCUUUUUUCAAAUUAAUAAAUAUAAUGGUUAACCCUCAAAUUAGUAAAAACGGUGAACUUUUCGCCGAGCUGAAAUCCAAAAUUGCAGAGCACGAGAAAUUAUUCAAGAUAAAAGACAUCUUUGAUGACGCCUUGCUGGCUGCAUUCCUCCGGGGGAAAAAGUUCAAUGUGGACGAUACGCUGAAAUUGAAAGUAAAAAUGAUCUCGCUGGAAGAUAUUUUUAGACUGAUGAACAACAUCCCAACUCGACUGGCUGCCGUCCACUUGAUGAAUGUGGGUGCCAUCGGACGUUUAUUGGUGGCCUUUACGUUGCGAUACUUGAAGGCAAAAGUUCGCAGCAGGAUUUUCGUCCACGCGGAUUUUGCCUCGCUGCACGAGCACGUUCCAGCUUCCGAGCUGCCCGUCUCACUCGGAGGUCAUCUCAGCGAGGAGGACGCUUAUGAAAGCGAUUUCGUACCAAGGAUUCGUAGUCAACAAAGGUUUUACACAAAAAUUGCGCAAUUAGCGAGACAUUCGUAGGGUAAAUAUUUAUGAUAUUUGGCAAUUAAUUAAUUGAAGUUGUAACGAUGAUAUUAGAGGUUGAUUUUUUAUAGAUAAUUGUGACAUUUAAUAAAAGGGUCUUAUUUAACUGAUCAUUAUACAUAACUUAAU
This is a messenger RNA of Folsomia candida, 723 nucleotides long. RefSeq lists its product as uncharacterized. The record is from RefSeq and is a predicted model, not a curated record. Gene Ontology annotation, cellular component: membrane. The transcript is spliced from 4 exons. Bases 97 to 591 code for a protein of 164 amino acids. Gene Ontology annotation, molecular function: phosphatidylinositol bisphosphate binding. NCBI's taxonomy places the organism in Eukaryota, Metazoa, Arthropoda, Collembola, Entomobryomorpha, Isotomidae.